CCCCGCGCCGCGGCUGCCCUGACCCGGCCGCGACCUCCCUCCGCGCACCCCUCCGCCCCGGCUUCUGGGGUGUUCCCCAACCACGGCCCAGCCCCGCCACACACCCCGCCCCCGGCCUCCACAGCUCGGCAUGGGCGCGGGGGCGCUCGUCCUGGGCGCCUCCGAGCCCUGCAACCUGUCCUCCGCCGCGCCGCUCCCCGACGGCGCGGCCACGGCGGCGCGACUGCUGGUGCCCGCGUCGCCGCCCGCCUCUCUGCUGCCUCCGACCAGCGACGGCCCCGCGCCGCUGUCGCCGCAGUGGACGGCGGGCAUGGGCCUGCUGAUGGCGCUCAUCGUGCUGCUCACCGUGGCGGGCAACGUGCUGGUGAUCGUGGCCAUCGCCAAGACGCCGCGGCUGCAGACGCUCACCAACCUCUUCAUCAUGUCCCUGGCCAGCGCCGACCUGGUCAUGGGGCUGCUGGUGGUGCCGUUCGGGGCCACCAUCGUGGUGUGGGGCCGCUGGGAGUACGGCUCCUUCUUCUGCGAGCUCUGGACCUCAGUGGACGUGCUGUGCGUGACGGCAAGCAUCGAGACCUUGUGUGUCAUCGCCCUGGACCGCUACCUCGCCAUCACGUCGCCCUUCCGCUACCAGAGCCUGCUGACCCGCGCGCGGGCGCGGGCCCUCGUGUGCACCGUGUGGGCCAUCUCAGCCCUGGUGUCCUUCCUGCCCAUCCUCAUGCACUGGUGGCGGGCCGAGAGCGACGAGGCGCGCCGCUGCUACAACGACCCCAAGUGCUGCGAUUUCGUCACCAACCGGGCCUACGCCAUCGCUUCGUCCGUCGUCUCCUUCUACGUGCCCCUGUGCAUCAUGGCCUUCGUGUACCUGCGGGUGUUCCGCGAGGCCCAGAAGCAGGUGAAGAAGAUCGACAGCUGCGAGCGCCGCUUCCUCGGUGGCCCUGCGCGGCCGCCCUCGCCCGCGCCCGCGCCCGGCUCCCCGCGCCCCGCCGCCGCCCCGGUGGCCAACGGGCGCACCAGCAAGCGGCGGCCCUCGCGCCUCGUCGCCCUGCGCGAGCAGAAGGCGCUCAAGACCCUGGGCAUCAUCAUGGGCGUGUUCACGCUCUGCUGGCUGCCCUUCUUCCUGGCCAACGUGGUGAAGGCCUUCCACCGCGACCUGGUGCCCGACCGCCUCUUCGUCUUCUUCAACUGGCUGGGCUACGCCAACUCGGCCUUCAACCCCAUCAUCUACUGCCGCAGCCCCGACUUCCGCAAGGCCUUCCAGCGCCUGCUCUGCUGGGCGCGCCGGGCCGCCCGCAGGCGACGCGCAGCCCACGGCGACCGGCCGCGCGCCUCGGGCUGCCUGGCCGGGGCCGGGCCGCCGCCGUCGCCCGGGGCUGCCUCGGACGAAGACGACGACGACGACGUCGGGGCCACGCCGCCCGCGCGCCUGCUGGAGCCCUGGGCCGGCUGCAACGGCGGGGCCGUGGCGGACAGCGACUCGAGCCUGGACGAGCCGGGCCGCCCGGACUUCGCCUCGGAAUCCAAGGUGUAGGGCCCGGCGCGGGGCGCGCACGCCGGGCGCGGGUCCCACCGCCCCAGCGCGGACGCGGGCUCUGCGCCCCGGGAGAGGAUAGCCCCGGCGCCCUUGAACGGCUUCCCAGAGGAAAGAGAUCUGUGUUUACUCAAGACCAAAAGCAAAAAGCAGGUGAACACGAAGCCCACAAACCUCGUCUGAAUCAUCCAAGGCAAACAGAAAAGCUCCGGACCGUUGCACAAAAAGGAAAGUUUGGGGAGGGGUGGGAUUGCUGACUUCUCUUGGGUUCUUUUCUGUUUGUGGUUCGGCCUUUUUUUGUGUGUGCGUGUGUGAUGCAUCUUUAGAUUUUUCCCCCCAGGUGUUUUUUGACACUUUUUGCGAGGACCGGAGUGGAAAUGGGGGGCGGGGGGGCAGGGGAAGGGAGAAACAUCAGGAGAUAAAAGACCAUGAACUUGGCUUCCAUCUCUUUCCCCGGGAACAGCAGCAGUCUGCCAGAGGGGGGGGGGGGGGGGAGGAAUGACAGUUCGUCGGGACAUAUUUCCUUUUGCUUUCCAGAGAAAUUUCAUUUUAAUUUCUGAGUAGUGAUUUUGCCUGUUCUGAAAGCAAAGGGAAAGGAUGGAAGUAAAAAAGAAAAAUCACGUUUCAAGAAACUUUCUUUUCUUGGAACAAACCCCACCUUGCUCUCCUUUUGUAGGGCGAACCGGCUGCCCCCCACCCCGCCCCGCCCCGCGCCUCGGUGGUCAGGCUGAGGGGUUUCUACCUCACACUGUGCACAUUGCACAGCAAGACAGAAAGACUUGUUUAUAUUAAACAGCUAUUUAUGUAUCAAUAUUCGUUGGAAGGACCAGGCGCUGAGCCUCUCUCUGUGACAUGUGACUCUGUCAAUUGAAGACAGGACAUUGAAAAAAAAGAGGAAACAGUUCAGAUUACUGCACAUGUGGGUAGAAACAAAAAACAAAACAAACAAGGAGUGGUUCAAAAUGCCAUUUUUGCACAGUGUUAGGAAUUGUAAAGUCCAUAGAAGAUGUUACUUGCACAAAAAGAAAUACAAUAUUUUUUAAAGGGGGAGUAGGGGGUGGACAGAUCUUAAAAACUAAAAUAAAACUCAAAUUCUAUUCCUGUUGUCUAUUAUGUUACUGAGCUAAUGAUUUAUUGGGAAAAUACCUUUUUAUACUCUUUUAUCAUGGUACUGUAACUGUAUCCAUAUUAUAAAUAUAAUUAUCUUAAGGAUUUUUUAUUAUUUUUUUAUGUCCAAGUGCCCACGUGAAUCUGAUAAAAAUUAGCACUUGUGUGUACAUUCUAUCUCCUCUUGUGUGUUUUACCAAGUAUUUAUACUCUGGUGCAACUAACUACUGUGUGAAGAAUUGGUCCAUGUGCAAUAAAUACCAAUGAAGCACAAUCAAGAUUAUGUACCGUGUGUCUGUAAGGGGUCAGUGAUAAUGAAAAAAACAGUUUUGUUCAAAAUAUAGGCUGGAUUUCCCAUAGAGCUCUUUUAAUAGCUUUUCAUGACUCAGUAACAUAGCAAAAUGCCUCUAACCAAAUAAGGCGUUCACCUACCGAGAGCUACAGAUUUGCCCUCAAUUUUCACAGCCGGAUUCAAGGUAUCCUAGACUACUUGUAGACACUUUCAAGAUCCCAUCUGCUGCACUUGACUUAAGAAGUGACAUUUGGGAUUGUAUAUCUUCUAAAAAGAAAAAAAAAAGGGGGAUCAGGCCAUGUAACUCAGCUGCAACUUUUCAGAGAAACACAGGAAAGAAGACUAACUCAUUGAAUAAUCAGUUGCCUACUUGGAAUGCGAAACCACAACUGAAGAAAAUAAUCUUCUUCUCAAACAUCGGAUUAAAAAACCUGUUUGCUAUGUGCUGAGCAAAAGUGGUUGAUUAAUGAUUCUUAACCCACGGCUACUUUGAGAAAAGUAAGUCAAUUUGGAAAACUACUCAAUUCUAAAGUUUUGUGUUGAGCUGUAAAUGCUAAAAGCAACUAUCCAGAUUAUUCUCUUUUUCUUGGAAUAGCCAUUUAGAGAUGAAAAGUGCCAGGAGCAACAGGAGUUUGUAUUUUUGCUUGCUUCUCCUUUGUGGCUUACAGGGUAUCGAGUUUCUUUUUGCCCAACAGUAAUAAACAGUGACAAAUCUACAGGAACUUUAGUGGCUUAAAAUAUCUCUUAUGUUAACUGCAGAAACUCACCUGCAAUCUUGAAGUCCUUGUUAAAAAUGCUCUUGAAGAGUAAACAUUAAUAGAUGUUCCAAUAACAUUUUCUGCACUCCAGGGAUUUUUUAAAACCAUUAUAGAUAACAUUUUAGUAAGAUGCUCUUUUUAAAGAACUCAUUGUGCUUAAAUGAUUCUGUGAUCAAUUCUGAGAUAAUGCUUUUUUCUUUUCUUUUCUUAAAAUAGGCAUACCUAAAUAACAGAAAAAUAACAGACUCUUCAGCAUGGGAAAGAUCUUGAUAUGUCUAGUAGACAAGACCCCAGUCCUCACGCAGGGUUAUAUAGCUAAGUCAGCGCAGAUCACCAAGUCUGAUGAGAUUUAAUUUGAUAUUUAAAGACCUGAUCUACCACUGAAUAACCUAUGUUAUCAGCAAAUGUUUCCUUUAUAGCAAACCCAAAUCCUUCCUGCUGUUUUAACUCACGAUUGAUCUCAGCGGAAUCUGGAAAUUGAUGACUAAGCCACUAUUUUGUAUAAAAAUCCUCUUGAUGGUGUGUGAAUAUGAAAACAGUGACCCUGCCCCUCCCCCCAGCUUUCUAUGCACUAUGUAAUUCCAUUUGCUCUAUGAACAACUUCAAAUUGUUAAAUUCGAUAACUGGUCUGGUAGCAUCAAUAUAUCAUCAUUCUUGGAAUCAUGCUAGUAAUUUUCUUCAAUAUCACCACAGCCACAAAACUUUGAAGAUCAAAAAAAAAAAAAAAAA
Microcebus murinus (gray mouse lemur) is the source of this 4414-nucleotide messenger RNA. It is a transcript of the gene ADRB1, whose product is annotated as adrenoceptor beta 1. Gene Ontology annotation, cellular component: plasma membrane. NCBI's taxonomy places the organism in Eukaryota, Metazoa, Chordata, Mammalia, Primates, Cheirogaleidae. Gene Ontology annotation, molecular function: beta1-adrenergic receptor activity. The record is from RefSeq and is a predicted model, not a curated record. Gene Ontology annotation, biological process: positive regulation of MAPK cascade; adenylate cyclase-activating adrenergic receptor signaling pathway; norepinephrine-epinephrine-mediated vasodilation involved in regulation of systemic arterial blood pressure.